Hypoxylon fragiforme is the source of this 948-nucleotide messenger RNA. Its product is annotated as peroxisomal biogenesis factor 11. The record is from RefSeq and is a predicted model, not a curated record. Gene Ontology annotation, biological process: peroxisome fission; regulation of peroxisome size. The coding region runs from base 1 to 948 and encodes 315 amino acids. Lineage: Eukaryota; Fungi; Ascomycota; Sordariomycetes; Xylariales; Hypoxylaceae. Gene Ontology annotation, cellular component: peroxisomal membrane. The transcript is spliced from 2 exons.
AUGUCUACCCGGCUCGAAACAUUCAUAAGGUUCACAACCGACUCAGUCGGCCUCGAGCGCACAAUCCGGCUCUUCCAAGCCCUCGUACAAAUCCUCUCCUCCUUCGCCCUCCCCUUCGACCUCUUACUGUACACCCUCACCCUCAGCACCUCCUCCCCCGUACCCCCCUCCGCCUCCGCAACCCGCCUCAUCCUCGCAACUUUAAACCAGCGGCUCGGCCUAGCGCGGCGCUUCUUCCGGCUCUUCCGCUCCCUCGAGGCCUUCCACGCCGCGCAGAAGAUCUACGCCCGCAUCUCCUCCCCCGCCCCAUCCUCUGCCGGCCAAAAGCGCCGCCCGACAUGGGUACACCUCGAACCCUGGCUGGACCUGCUCUCCCGCACCUUCAUGGGGAUGUACCUGCUCCUCGAAGCGAGCACCUUCCCCCACGCCCUGCAAGUUCCCGGGCUGGCCCCCUGGUCGGCGGAGCGCGAGCGCCAGCUCACGAUCGAGGGCCAGCGCUUCUGGCUGUUCGCUCUGGUUAGCGGCGCGCUGUACCAGGCUCUCGAGAUCCUCAACGUGCUCGCGCACACGCCCGUCCCCGCCACCGGUGCUGGCUUUGGCGGCAACGGUGCUGCUGGGAACGGGUCGGAGACGGAGUCUAAGGAGGAAGCAGCCGUAGCAGACGCCGACGCGAACAACGACCUGCGAAAAGAGCAGCAGCGCCUCCGCGCCAUCGUCGGCGCGCGCAAGGAGCAGCGGCGGCAGUGGCGUCGCGAGGUCGCCGCGAAGACCUCCAAGCUGGCGCGAGGGGCGAUGGCGAAUGCGCUGGAUACCGUGCUGCCGGGGACCGUGGUGGGCUGGAUCAAGGUCGAGCCCGGGACGGUGGCUGUGGCUAUGCUCGUGACCACGAUACUGACGAGCGUGGAUGUGUGGGAGAGGUGUGAGCGCGAGGUUUUGGCCAGCAAAUAG